Molecule: messenger RNA, 948 nt
Organism: Peronospora farinosa
Lineage: Eukaryota; Oomycota; Peronosporomycetes; Peronosporales; Peronosporaceae
Source: the annotation of a GenBank genome assembly
AUGGCUACUCCUUUCAAGUACGAUUUUAAUAUCGAGCCCCACGCCGACGCCGAAUUUCCGGCUGAAAAGGGUCGUUACCAUCUCUACGUGUCUUAUUCAUGUCCAUAUGCCUGCCGUGCACUCGCAGCCCGUAAUCUCCUCGGACUUGAAGACGUCAUUAGUCUGUCGGUGGUACACCCCGUUUUUCAAAAGACCAAGCCAAAUGACGCCAAUGACGACCACAAGGGUUGGGCCUUUGUUGACCCUUCGACGUCAUCGACUAUGACGGCCUUCAAUGGCAAGACGUACCCCACCGACGGCUGUAUCCCGGACACUGUGAAUCACGUCAAGUUCGUGCGAGACUUGUACGAGAUGGUCGAUCCCGCCCCUCGCACUUUUACAGUACCAGUUCUUUGGGACAAGAAGAAGAGCACGAUCGUAUCGGAAGAAUCUCGUAGUAUUCUGCGUAUUUUGAACUCGGCUUUUCGUGAUUUGGUGCCGUCCAGUGUAAACUUGUACCCCAAGGAGUUGCGUGCCGAGAUCGAUGCUGCCAAUUCAGGAAUUAUUACAGAAGUGACCAUGGGAUUCUAUCAAAAAGUGUUCAACCCCACAUCAGAUGGUGCUGCGGAGGCUGAAGCACAAGAAAAGGUAUUGGCGGCUCUUCAUAGAUUAGAGGGACUGCUAGGGAAGCAGCGGUAUCUACUAAGCAAGGGAAUCACGGAAGCUGAUGUGUAUCUCUUCCACACGCUCAUCCGUCUGGAUGUCUAUCAGUCGAAGGAUGACAAGAAGAUCUUGGAAGAUUUCCCAAAUGUCAUUGUGUAUCUGCGCGACCUAUAUCAAUCUGGGCUCGUAAGCACGGUAUGCUGGAGCCAUAUGAAGAUUGGGCUAGAGAGCAAGCUUCCUGGCGCCGUUGCAGAUGGCCCGUUUGUUGACUAUGAAGUUGCUCACGAGCGCGCACAGCUAUCGUAA